CAUUUGCAUGGCACCGUACACACACAUUCACCUCUAGAGCAAUUUAGCAUAUCCUGUCCACCUAGCAACAUGUUUAUGACACUACUAAUGACUGAUGCUUAGUAGUGCCUACUCAGUGUGAUCUCAAGGUCCCUUUCCAGAACCUCCACACUAACUGUCCCUCGGUGGUGGAAUGAACUUCCAACCUCAAUCCGGACCGCAGAAUCUCUCACCAUCUUCAAAAAACAGCUAAAGACCCACCUCUUCCGUGAACACCUAAAAAAAAAAAAAAAACCCCUCCUAAAAAGCACCUUACUCUGGCUCUUACACCUCUGCUCUGCGCACUUUGCUUCUUCUAGAACUCAAUUAAAGAUCUUGUAUGGUAGCACUACUUGUAUUGUUCUCCGCUUGAUAUAUCGCUUUGCUUGUAUUUCCUCAUUUGUAAGUCGCUUUGGAUAAAAGCGUCUGCUAAAUGAAUAAAUGUAAAUGGGAGGAAGGAGGAAAUCGGAUGAUUGCGGAGCCAUAUUGUUGAAAAUGAAACCCAAUAUAAAGCAAAAGAGACUUGAAUAUGGGUAGGAAAAUGUUGCUGAUUUUUCAAGUUCCGCUGUUUUGCUAUGGUCGCUAUGACCUUCUCUACAGUGUGAUCGACUGACUUAUUUUCGUUCUUCAAAGUUGUUCUGUGACGUCCAUAUGCAGAUGCAUUGUACCGUACAUUGUAUUUACACAUGUCAUGAACACCAUAAUGGACAUAAUGUUCAUGUAACCAUUUGGCUAAAUAACCAGUCCUUCUGGUCCACAUCAGAGCAGCGUUUGGAUGUCCAUCUGAAGCUGACGAAGCCAAGGUCAAAGGUCAGUGCACGACUCGUUCCUGAGGAAUGUGAACAUUGCAAAACUUGGCCUAGAAAGCGUGAGGAACACGCUGUCCUGUGUCGAGAGCUGUAGUUAAUCUGACAAAAUGCUCGGCAAGUGGGGACUGUUGCCAGGGAGGAGCAGGAGACACGUGCGCCUGUGCAGUGUCGAAGGUCAGAGGGCUUCCUCUGUUACAUUAGAAGUGCUAGUAUGAAAAGGACAAAAGAUCUUAAGCUCAUGUUCUAGUAUCUGGAGCGUAAGGUUGUUCAGAAUGACUCUGGUGAGUUUGGUAUGUCCUGUCUGUGGUUUAUUCCUUACUCAAUGGUUUCAAACAAAAGCAGGUAGGUAAAUUGGGUAAUAUGUGUUUAUUCAUACUCUGCAUUAAAGGUGCGGUCAGUGAUUUAUUUGUUUUUUUAAAGCCAAAAGAUGUUUGUGUAAUUUUUUGCCAGAUUAAUCUUCUAGAAGGUGUCAUUAAAAUAUCUGUUUCAAGGAAAAACUUUCAGGUCUCUGGCACCCAAGCUCCUGUCAACAGGACAAAAAAACAACAACCGAUUAGCGCAAGGUGUGUCUAUUUGACUGUCAGUCAUAUUGUUUAGCCUAGACAGUGGUUUGCAGGUAUGCGUUUCAGGGACGUAGCUUUGGAGGAACUACUGAAUGAGAUUCAAAAUGGCUAUCUUCUACCCAAAACACCAACUGUUAUUGAUCUUUAUACUUACGGUUGUAGAUAAUUAUAAUUUUUGUUAUGUUCUGCGAUAUGAAACACAUUUUGCAUUUAUUAAGAAUUUAGGAUUUCAUGCAUUCUUGAUCUCGGGAUCGGACAUGCUGUUGUCGUUAAGCUAUUUUGACUAGCACGAGAGACAUAGUGUGAUUGACUCAGGAAGUACAAUCAAACGCCUGAAAAUUCUCAUAUUACGUAAGUCAUCUACGGCUAAUUCUUUAGGGAUGAGGCGACUUUGUAACUGACUGAAUCAGAACAGAUUGUUCUUGGCAUCUCUAAGAAUAAACAGGAAGUGUUUGUUUCAGUUUUGAGGCAUAGGGUUAAAUUAGAUGAAGUUACUGUUCAGUCUGUAAAGAUGUGAUCUUCCUAUUCCACAGGCUGUAGCCUAAUUUAGGAACAGGAUCUAGAUUGCGGCCCGAAUCACAAAAAUUGGACUCCGUCUGUAAUGGCGUCAUUAGAAGAUUGUCAGUCUUUAAGUCUGUAAUAAUAACUCAGUGCCGUUAACUUCCUUUUUUCUGCUGAUUGCUAAUUUCAGAUGAACAUGACAACGCUGAACUGUUUUUCUGCUUCUUGUAAACACAUUGCUGAGAUUUUUUCCGGCUGACAGCUGUUUACACAUCAUGUGCCUCCCUAGCAGAAGCUUCAUGUAAACACGUCCUGUUUGUCCACAGCCAUGUGACUUAAUCAAGUGAAUACGCACGCAGCAGACCCAUGCAGACCCAUUAAUCCCCAUGUCUUCAGACAAGGUCGGCUCAUUUCAAAGCACCCUGCAUCAACAGGACCCCAAGGUCAUCCAUGAGGUCGACGGAGGUCACGAUUUGAGACAUGCACCUGUUUCUUGGGACUCCUUGUUCUACAGAAGAUGGCUUGUAUCAGAAGAAAUCUAACACACAGGUGCCUGCAGACAUCCAGGCAUGAACCAGACUCAAGUUUCUACUCGUCUUGUAUCUGCAACUCAAAUCUGCACUUUAUGAUCCUAUAUUCGUUUGUGGGAUUUGAUACGGAGCUUAACAUAGGAACGCUUCAGAACCUGAAAAACCAUGCAGCCUAGAUAGCAGACUUGACUUGUUUGGCCCAUCCAGCGCGGAGAGGAUGCCUCCCCGGAAGCGCACGCGGCCCGGCCUGGGCCUUCUGUGCUGCUUCGGCAGCAGCGAGCCCCCCGAGAUUAACCUAAAGGACAGUGUUCCCCUGCAGCUACUCGAGUUCAGCGCCCCCAUGCCCCCGGAGGAGGAACUGAAUGCCCGCUUUUCUGAACUGGUGGAUGAACUGGAUCUCACCGACAAGAACAGAGAGGCCAUGUUUGCUCUGCCUGCUGAGAAGAAAUGGCAGAUCUACUGCAGCAAGAAGAAGGAGCAAGAGGAUCCCAACAAGCUCGCUACCAGCUGGCCCGACUACUACAUCGACCGCAUCAACUCCAUGGCUGCUAUGCAGACCCUUUUUGCGUUUGACGAGGAGGAGAUGGAGAUGAGGAAUAAAGUGGUUGAAGAUCUGAAAACAGCACUUCGUACUCAGCCCAUGAGGUUUGUGACGCGCUUCAUCGAACUGGACGGCCUCACGUGUCUGCUGAACUUCCUGAGGAGCAUGGACUACGAGACGUCAGAGAGCCGCAUCCACACUUCCGUCAUCGGCUGCAUCAAAGCACUGAUGAACAACUCUCAGGGCCGAGCGCACGUCCUGGCCCACCCACAGAGCAUCGACACCAUCUCCCAGAGCUUGCGCCAGGACAACGUCAAGACCAAGGUGGCCGUGCUGGAGAUCCUUGGUGCUCUCUGCCUGGUACCUGAUGGCCAUAAGAAAGUGCUGCAGGCUAUGGCGCACUAUCAGAAGUACGCCGCUGAGAGGACACGCUUCCAGACUCUUCUGCAUGAGUUGGACAGGAGCACAGGCCGCUACAGGGACGAGGUCAACCUGAAGACUGCCAUCAUGUCCUUCAUCAACGCUGUGCUAAACGCGGGACCUGGAGAGGACAAUCUUGAGUUUCGUCUUCAUCUAAGGUACGAGUUCUUAAUGUUGGGGAUCCAGCCAGUCAUCGACAAGCUCAGAGGUCAUGAGAACGCAACUCUCGACAGACAUUUGGACUUUUUCGAGAUGGUGCGGAAUGAAGAUGACAGCGAACUGGCCAAACGCUUCGACAUGACGCACGUGGAUACGAAGAGCGCCGGCCAGAUGUUUGAGCUAAUUAAGAAGAAGCUGAGCCACACAGAUGCCUAUCCUCAUCUUCUGUCUAUUCUCCAGCACUGCCUGCAGAUGCCAUAUAAACGUGGAGCGGGCAGUGUACAGCAGUGGCAGCUUCUAGACCGAAUCCUUCAACAGAUUGUUCUGCAGGAUGACAAAGGGGAAGACCCAGAUGUUUCUCCUUUGGACAAUUUCAACGUCAGGAACAUAAUUAGAAUGCUUGUCAAUGAGAAUGAGGUGAAACAGUGGCGAGACCAGGCUGAGAAAUUCAGGAAAGAGCAUGCAGAACUCAUGGCCCGACUUGAGAGGAAGGAGCGAGAGUGUGAGAUCAAAACACAAGAGAAAGAAGACAUGAUGAAGACUCUGAACAAGAUGAAAGACAAGCUGCAGAGAGAAGGAGUAGAGCUGCGCUCUGCCAGGGAGCAAGUUUUAGACUUGUCUUCUCGGAUUAAUGAUAUUUCUAAUGGAAGUAUGGCGUUCCCUCCACCUCCUCCUCCACCUGGAGGUCCUAUGCCUCCACCUCCUCCUCCAACAAUGGCUGGUUUCCCUCCACCUCCUCCUCCACUCCCCUUCUGCCCGGCUCCUCCUCCACCACCACCUCCUCCAGGGGGUCCGCCUCCUCCUCCCGGAGCUCCACCCAUCUUCUCCGGUGCUCCACUCCCACCGGUGCCCGCUUCCUUCAGCAGCAGCACGAGCCUGCGCAACAAGAGCAUCCCACAGCCAUCACACCCACUCAAGUCUUUCAACUGGGCCAAGCUGGGCGAGAACAAGAUCACUGGUACCAUUUGGCACGACAUCGAUGACCUGCGGGCUUUCAAAGUCCUUGACCUGAAAGAUAUUGAGAAGAUGUUUUCGGCGUAUCAGAGGCAGCAAGAGCUGCUCACUAACCAAUCCUUCAAGCAGAAGGAGACUGGCUCAAUGGAUGACUUGUACCUAAGCUCAAGGAAAGUGAAGGAGCUGUCCGUCAUCGAUGGGCGGCGGGCGCAGAACUGCGUUAUCUUACUCUCCAAGUUGAAAAUGAGCAAUGAGGAGAUCAAGAGAGCCAUUCUGGAAAUGGACGAGAGAGAGGAGCUGGCUAAAGAUAUGCUAGAGCAGCUGUUAAAGUUUGUUCCUGAAAAGAGUGAUAUUGACCUUCUGGAGGAACACAAGCAUGAGCUGGACCGCAUGGCACGCGCCGACCGCUUCCUCUACGACAUGAGCAGGAUUGAUCACUACCAGCAGAGGCUCCAGUCACUAUUCUUUAAAAAGAAGUUUGCAGAACGACUUGCAGAGACCAAGCCGAAGGUUGAGGCUAUUGUGUGUGCGUCCCGUGAGGUGAUGAGGAGUAAACGUCUGACUCAGAUUUUGGAGGUGGUCCUGGCCUUUGGGAACUUCCUGAAUAAAGGCCAAAGAGGGAAUGCCUAUGGCUUCAAAGUGUCCAGCCUGAACAAGAUUGUAGACACCAAGUCAAGCAUAGACAGGAACAUCACCAUGUUGCACUACCUGAUCAUGAUUUUUGAGAAGAACUAUCCUGACACUCUCAACGUCCAGCACGAACUGCUCAGCGUACCAGAGGCAGCAAAAGUCAAUCUGGCUGAACUGGAGAAGGACGUCUACAGUAUAAAGAGUGGACUAAAGGCUCUGGAAGCAGAGCUGCAGUAUCAGCAGAGCCGGCCUCGGGACAGAGGAGACAAGUUCAUCCCUGUGGUCAGUGACUUCAUCACGGUGGCUAGUUUCAGCUUCUCUGAGCUGGAAGAUCUGCUGAACGAGGCAAAGGAGAAGUUUUCCAAGUCUCUGAAGCACUUUGGAGAGGAGCAGAUGCGCAUGCAGCCAGACGAGUUCUUCGGGAUCUUCGACACCUUCCUGCAGUCGUUCAACGAGGCUCGGCAAGACCUGGAGAACAUGCAGCGUCGCAAAGAGGAGGAAGAGAAGCGAGCGCGCAUGGAGGCCAUGCUGAAAGACCAGAGGGAGCGAGAGAGGAGGGCAAAGAAGAGUGCAGGAGGGGGCGUGUCCGAGGAAGUGGGCGAGUUCGAUGACCUGGUGUCAGCCCUUCGCUCAGGAGAAGUGUUUGAUAAGGACCUGUCGAAGCUCAAACGCAACCGCAAGCGCUCCGUCAACCAGCUCGUGGAAAGCAGUGGGCGCGAGAGACCCAUCACCAAGGUCAACUAUUGAUAUUGACUUCUGGGAGAAAAAAAACUUUCAUUCACUGACUUGUAUAAUGUACGUGAAGGAAAAAAUCCUAACUGCCAUCUGCCUCCCUAUUCACCCAAACAUCCUAACCAGUGAUGGCUCGCAUCCUAAAGGCAGACAGAUUCAUAGAUCUUGGUGGACAGUUCUUGAGGUGUCGGAAAUUCUUACAGCACUGUGCUCAAUAAAUAGGCUUUCUCUAACCUUGUCCUUAUCCCACAUCCUACAUUGUCUUCCUCCACCCAUAGUCUGUGGUUUAUUUCUCCAAGCAAACUCAAACUGUCGCCUCAAACUGCCUAGCACCAUGGGAUUUCCCAUGUACCCGAGUGCACAAGCUUGGGUCCAGUUCUUAAUAUUCUCAAUACAGAGAAGACCAAGAUGGCAGGGCAGGACCCGGUACCAUAACCAAUAGAACUAGUUCUGUUUGGGGAAAAUUUGGACAAAAUAUCGGGGCAUUCAUGCAAGCACUUCUCGAAAAACUGUUGAAAGACACUGCCAUCCACGUUAGGUGCUGAUACCCAAUGUGCCUCUCUCUCCACCUACUAUAUUUCUCUGGUGCUUUGACUAAGAGGACCAUUGGUGUAUAUGGGAACUAAAAGAGAGAGAGAGAGACAGGGAUAGACCCAUAUCUGCAGCUCUUAACCCAGCUAAGUGAUGGGUCCAACUAAUUUUUUUUCCAAAAGUUAGACAACUUUGGAGACAAGUGAAGAAAAAUGAAGGAGGUGAACCCUUUAAAGUCGGGAUAGCCAGCUAGGAAAACAGGACACUGUGUUCUCAGUCGUGUUGGCCCUUUACCCAAGUGCCUCCCCAUACCGAUGGCAUUUCCAAGGAUGACACGGGAGACAAGUCGGAAAUGCCGAGAAAGCACAGCACUUCUAGGAAAAGACACCGUGAAGAACCGACAUGCUCUGAGAUAAGGACGAUGCUGUAGGCACGCCUCAUUGGCAAGUAAAAAGAGUUUCCAAGGAUUGUGGUGGCAUUACCUGGUGCCAAAGCAAAAAUCAGGAAAGUAACUAUGUAGUAGACAAUAAUAAAUGCAAGUAGAAUGGCAUUUAUAUAUUUAUUUAUACAGGGGGGAAAAAAAAGCAAAACAUGCUAAUUUCAAAACCUUUUUUAAUUCUUCAUAUUUUCUAGUUUGUACUUCUAAUACUUUAAUUUGAUAGGUAUUUCUUUCAUGUAUUUAAAAAAAAAAAAAAGAAGAAGAAAAAAAAAAAAAAAAAGAA
Molecule: messenger RNA, 7110 nt
Organism: Ictalurus furcatus (blue catfish)
Lineage: Eukaryota; Metazoa; Chordata; Actinopteri; Siluriformes; Ictaluridae
Gene: daam2
Product: dishevelled associated activator of morphogenesis 2
Exons: 26
Coding region: 2639-5872 (1077 amino acids)
Biological process (GO): positive regulation of canonical Wnt signaling pathway; regulation of non-canonical Wnt signaling pathway; negative regulation of oligodendrocyte differentiation
Molecular function (GO): small GTPase binding; actin binding
Source: RefSeq, a predicted model, not a curated record